Messenger RNA from Penicillium subrubescens, 1590 nucleotides. RefSeq lists its product as uncharacterized. Lineage: Eukaryota; Fungi; Ascomycota; Eurotiomycetes; Eurotiales; Aspergillaceae. Gene Ontology annotation, cellular component: nucleus. The transcript has 3 exons. Bases 1 to 1590 code for a protein of 529 amino acids. Gene Ontology annotation, biological process: positive regulation of transcription by RNA polymerase II. Gene Ontology annotation, molecular function: DNA-binding transcription factor activity; transcription cis-regulatory region binding. The record is from RefSeq and is a predicted model, not a curated record.
AUGUACCCGCAUGCAAAACGCCGGCGCCUCACGGGUGACGUCUCAUUUCCAACCGACCUCGAAAACGCACCACCACCACCACCACUUUCCUCACCACCAGGCUUCACGCCAACCCUCAACAACGACUGGACUCACACUCAAACUCACACCCACCCACAGCGCCAUGCACCUGCACCUGCAUAUACACCCUCAGACUCGACCGAUGGCCCUGCGUUCCCGUCUCCACUAGGCGCCGCCAGUUGGGGUCAUGACGGUUUCUCGCAUGAUCCGGGGUUCCUUGCGUCGCAAGAGGAGCUGCGAUGUAUGCUUUUUACAAUUGCGCAGUCUGCGGCGCCGACGAGGGCGGCUAGUCCGGAUGCGAAUGGACUGGAUGAGGGGAGGAGGGAAGGACGGUCCGAGAGGAAUAUCGGGCCAAUGCGAUCGGCGCUUUCGAGUCGGAGGAGGGUGGAGUACUUGAAGAAUUACGUGGGACAAGUUGCACCGUGGCUCGACAUGUUCGAUUCCCAAUGCACAUUUCGCGUCCAAAUCCCAGCCCUCGCUCGCACAUUUCCUGCUCUACUCAAUGCGAUUCUCGCCAUAUCCGCUCGCCAGAUGGAGAGGAAAGAGGGUAUCCAGGACUCAUUCGAUAGUAUCGAGCUCUACCAAGAGGCCAUUCGCCUACUCAGUCCGCUUUUACAGAUGCGCGAUCCUAAAGUGAUUGCUGCUUGCGUCUUGCUCUGCUGUCUCGAAAUGAUGUCCGCACGAGCGCAGGACUGGAGGCGCCACCUGGAAGGAUGCACGGCUCUCUUCGACGCUUUUGGAAUCCAUGGUUUCAGUAGCGGGCUGCUGCAAGCUGUGUUCUGGUGCUACGUGCGCAUGGAUUUAUGCGGUGCGCUUAUUUCAGACGGGACCGAGAGCACGCUUCUUCGUCCCAGAAAGUGGCUUGCGCCUGACUGUCACGAAGAAGAUGCAGCCCAGCUUUUCCAGGCAACCCAGUCCCCGGAUAUGCAUGCAAAUUAUGCUGUCUACCUGUGCGCAAAGGCCUGUGAGCUGGUUGCCGACCGUACCCAGUUUCUCGAGCUAGGCGCGCAGAAUGAAUGCACGGGUGACGUCUUCCAGAGGCGUUGGAUUCGACUCUGGGAUGACUUGCAGCAAUGGGUGGAGGAUCGACCACCAGAGUUACUGCCGGUCCAAACCACCCAGACCAAGCCGUUUCCGCACAUCCUCUUCCUGCACUGGGCUGCCAUUUCUUCAAAUCAGCUCUACCAUACUGCAUGUAUCCUUCUGUUGAACAUCAUGCCAAAGAGCAUCAAGUUGCGUUCAGCACCGAUCGUUUCAGCACUGUGGCAUGCCCGGCGGAUCUGUGGCAUAUCCCUGGCGAACCCUCACCAGGGAUGCUUGAACAAUGCCAUCCAGCCUCUUUGGAUUGCGGGGCGCCUUUUCAGCCAUGUCUCUGAACAUGCGAUCAUAAUCGAUAUCAUCCGAAAGAUCGAAGCGGAGACAGGAUGGGGUGCUUGCUGGCGAAUUCGUGACCUGGAGCUUGCUUGGGGUUACCCCCUGACUCGUCGCAGUCGGAAAUCUGCUACACAGCACUCGCCAGCUGCUGGAUGA